AUGAUUGAUGUUAACGCUCUUAUCACAUUGGUCUCCGCCUACCAUCUUGACCCUGCACUGCGCCGACGUGAUUUGGACAUAGCUCAACUCCUGGCGCGCAUACAAGUGUACACAAUGACACAGAGCGAGCGUGUAGUCGCAGCUCGAGGUGCAGCGAUAGCGGGGGCGGAGGGCCGACUCUCGCCUGACGAUGGAAAGCGCGCCGCACCCACCCAUGUGCCUGUGCCCGAAGUGGCUGCUCUUGUCCGCCUCUCCUUCCAUCCAAAUCAUCGACAGGCCAUCUGCGAUCUUGGAGGUCUGCAUGCUCUGCUAAGUCUUCUGCGAUGGGAACAUGCCUGGUGGCAGUUGCGGGGUGAUCGCGGUCACAUUAAUGCCCUUGCCGCACCCACCAACACCUCCCAGGUGCACUCCACUACGCCCCCUACGGGUGCAGGUCUGGGUGCUGCACCCUUAGACCAAUCAUCUUCCGCGACGGUGGCAGCGGUGGGGGAGCGUGGCGAAACGACUGCUGUGACAGGAGCUAUGUCGACGGCGGAAGCGAGUUUGGCUUUGCGUCGCUACAUCUGUGUGGCGCUCACGAAUCUCACCUUUGGUGCUCCCGCUAACAAGGCUUUUGUGUGCAAACGGCGUAGUCAUUUGGAGGCCCUUAUCGCUCAACUUGAGGUUGGCAGUGAGGAAUUGAAACAGGCAAGUCUCUCUCAGUUUAGGCUAAUUCUGAAUUGGCACACAGACGCGCGAAGCAAGGCGGCUCUGCGUCGGGCACAGGCGGCCACGCGACUCACUCGUGCUGUCCUCUCGGCACAGCGUGAGGCUACCCUUCGCACCACACUUAAUGCUCUGUGGAAUCUCUCCUCCCACUCCACUGCCAACCGUAAGGCUGUCUGCAGUUGCAUUUUAAAUUACCGUUUUCCGUUAAAUUUCAGUGUAAACGGUGCCCUUGCUUUCUUGGUAUCAACUCUUGAUGCUAAGAACCCCAACAAGGAUGUGGAAAUUAAGGCCAACAGUGGAGGCGUUUUGCGCAAUCUCUGUCCCGUGAUUGUCAAUAGUUUGGAAUAUCGGGCAGUGCUUCGGACGCAUAACUGCAUCUCAAUUCUUCUGGAACAGCUACGGACAUCACCGAGCGUUACAGUUGUGGUGAAUGUCUGUGAGGUUUUAGGAGCUCUCUCGGCGACACCCCUUCGUGAUGCAAAACCCAGUUCAGCUCUUCUUUUUGAGUCUGCCACUACGGACCAAGCUUUGAUGAUCCGUCUAGGUGCUCUUGAUAUUCUCCAUCGUUUGGCACACUCUCGUCAUCGCUACGUAGUCAGUAGCUCCAAACAGGCUCUUGAGAACCUUGAACGAGCCCAUGUUCUCAUAAAGAAUCAACGUGUGGUGCCCUACCCUGCCAAUACAGAGGCAUCCUCGUUCAAUCCUUCCACCACAACCACCAGUCCUGCCACAAGUAAUCAAUCGUCUUCUGGUUCUAAUUCUCCUGCCUCACCAGCAGAGCAGGUCUAUCGCCGACGGAUGAGUAAUCGAUCACACCUACGUUUUGGUCUGCUCUCCGUGGUUCUAGAGACUAACGACGACUUUGAGGAAGAAGAAGAGAGUAGCAAUGAAGAAUCCAGCAGUGAAGAGGAUGAAGAGGAGGGAGCUGACGAGGUUGACAGCGUUCCAGAGGAGGAACGAAGCACCGAAUGCUCUUCAAAAGUCUCAGAAGCUGGUGGAGAAGAGGAGGCGGAGUUUAAGUUACCUGAAUAUCCUUCCACUCCUGAUGAUCACCACGUAAACGCCUCGAUAGAGAAACCGCCUACUCCUCCUCCACCGCCUGGCUAUGCUCAAGGCUCAGUGGAAGAAGAGGAGCAAGCGUGUGUAUAUGCAGAGGAGGGGACACCCUUUGGACCCUCUGCACGAGCAUCCACACUCGAUCUACGCUCGCCCCCAAAACAAGAGCCCUCUAUUAUUUAUGACAAUUUUGUUCCCUCACAACGCCGCUCCGUCCACCCUUACGUCAACGUUGACGUGUCAACCAAAAGUACUGCAAUUAAACAGGUCCCUUCUAGUGAAGGUUCUUCGCCAGGUUUUGAAACGUCUUCUACUGGGGUCGUUCUAGAGACUCCUCUUAUGUUUUCCAGAGCUACUUCCUCAUGUAUCUCAUCUGUUGAUUUUGGACCGCUUCCACCGAUCGAGUCAUCUCCGGAGAGUGUUUAUUCAGUUGCUUUGGAUGACGACGAUGGGGAUCCCAAUGAGGCAAUUGCUCUUGGUACGAGUCCCAGUAAUCUCCCCCCUUCAUUAAUUGAAGAUGGGAAGAAAUCCAUGCCUCUAGGUAACGUGGAAAAGAUAGGUGUGGUGGAGGAGGAGACUCAAAUAAUGUUCGCGGAAGAAGGUUCUCCACUGGACAGCAGUUCCCUUAGUGGCGAUCGUGAGUCUGCAGUAACUGCGCCACCGAUGUGGAAUACUCCAGAGCCCACAGUAGAUAGUGUUCAGUCUUCACGCAACAUACUUCAGCAAUGCAUCGCUUCAGUGAUGCCAUCAGCUUCAUUAGCAACUCAGCCAGCAAUCAGUUAUCCUGAUGGCGAUGUAGGCGGUACAGUUGCUCCUACCGAAGACACGAUCCAGUCCUUCGCGGUAGAAGGCACACCAUUCGCCUUCUCAACGAAGAACAGUUCACUAAGUGACGUAUCGAUUACAGAUCUGGAGGGUGGUUGUGGAGGUACUUCUACCUCUUCAGAACUUUCGAAAUCGACCUCGCCAAGACAAUCAAUGUUGAAGGGCGACGUAUAUACAUGCUCCACGGAGGAUGCAAGCUCGGUAAAUGAGGUAGAAGAAGAGGACGGAUCUGUGAACCUCCUGUCCGAAGUAAUACAGUCGGCACUACCGAAACAAGGUGGAUUUGCGACGACGAGAGGGCAUACUGAGGCCGUUGGCGUAGACAGUGCUGAAGACGUUUCAGCAAUAGGGCACAAUAAGGCAAUAGGUGGGAGUAAGCUAGUUGCCCCAAGAAUCGGAUUUGGACACUCAAUGCAACAGAGGAGACCACAAGCUACUGUAGCCCCGAUGCAGCAACGGAAUGUUGAAGAGCGACAAACGGUGUCUGCUGAUGAAACUACAAAGUCGGAAGGCAAACAAACCAGUGGCAGUGAUGCUGACAACUCCUCCUUCUCUUCGCUCCUAAGUAUCGAGUCAGUCGGUGUUGAAACUAGUCUCCUUCAGGAGUGCAUCUCCUCUGCAAUGCCAACACCAAAGCUCCCAAUUUCAUCUUCCUGUCGUGGGAUUGGUGGAGCCAAAAUGGGAGAACAUACCCAACAGUCUUUCGGCUACUCGCUUCCAGCUCCGUCUGCUACUGCACCAAUCACAACACCAGUUUCACCGCAGUCUCAAUCACCUUCUCCACUCGCCGUGUCCGAAAUCACAACAAGUCCUAGACAACAGCAAGUUCUGCUUCAACCAAGGCGGCAACAAACAACUUCUCUUAGCGGCAAUAGUACGGGAGGGAGUGUCAGUGGACUCCGAAGGGCUGGACAUUUUUUAGCUCAUGGUUCCGGCACUGCAGACGCGCAUACCAGCAGGCCGGAGACCAUCCAGAUCCAAGCCAACAGCCCUUCAACCAACACCAGCAGUCACCUUGCCCAAAUGAGGAAGCGGACGAACCCGAAGACGGUUGUGGGAUCAGCAGCAGUGGCCCCAGCUCGCGACAACGCAGCAAUGCGAGCUCUAAAGGCUCCUCACUCAAUGUCUGGCAUCGCAUCACGAGACAGCGCUAAGACAUCUGCAGGCUCUACCACCAUCCCAGUCAAAACCAACAUACCCACUACUGUAUUGAAACCCUUUGAAGUGGACAAGAAGAGCACUGACGAUGAGUUUUUCCCACUGCCUCCACCCUCGGGUAACUUUGAUGCUGAUGAUGAUUCUGUGACUUUGGUGGGUGACAGUAGCCCACCUUGGAGACCAUCUCCACCCUCAACACCGCCUCCUCAUGAUGACAAGACAGUUGAAGAUCAGGACGACGAGUUGUUGGAUCUCGACGCAAUGAUGAAUCAAUCCGAUGACAAUCUGAAUCUGGGGGUAGAUUCUCAAAAACCACUUGAACUUUCACCACAAAAGGACCUGACCACUCCAUUAAGCAUCAAGCCUCCGACCGUGAUAGCACCCAGUAAAAGUCAGAUUGCCAGUCCUAGCUCGAGUCUCUUGCGGCCACCUAACGCAGGCAUUCGCAGACCUGCUAAUGGGCUGCUCUCCCGUUCAAGACCAUCCACAGCAUCAUCCUCAACCUCUUCUACAUCAUCCUCGACCUCUGUCUCGCCACAGCGUCUGUCAGGCUCUAGGGCUCAGUCAGCCACACCUUCUCCAUCCGCUAUUGGCGGUAGCUUGCCUCAGCUCCCAAAGUUCCGCUUGAAUAGCAGCGUCGUCUCUACCGCUUCCUCCACGUCUUUACCUCGACUUGGAACUCCAUCAACAGGGAAAACAUUGACUGAUGGGACGCGAUCAUUGGUGGCUAAACGCUCCAUUUCUGCCACGGGCAGUAUGACCUCUGGCCUUGCUACGCCUCCGCGUUACACAACUACACCUGCGCCAUCAGCAACAAUGACCUCGCGAAGCCUCGGAGCCAGUCCGUCUUGGAGCACUGGAAGUGGUGGAUCAGCACGCAUUGUACCACGGAGCGGUCUAAAACCGUUGGCUUCAUGCAAUAUUGCCACAACUGCAUCAAAAAAGCCAGACACGGCAGCUGCUCCGAAGAGGGUAAUUAGGGCGGGGUGUCGCAGUGAGGCAUUGGCGGAGGAAAGGCAACAACUGCGUCUACAGGAGGAAACAAAAGGGGUUCGUGGAGGACGCAAGAUUUCUGCCUCAACAGUUCGUAAAUCGAGGAUCGCUGGAACCUCAUCUGUUCAUCGCACUGUCCCAAUCAGGGCGAUCAGUCCUUCGCCGCGCCUGGCUCCAACGUCAGUCGUUCGGCACAAAUCUGGACUGACUACCGCCCGCCCACUUAGCCAGACUUCUAUGCCAACUCCGACUCCGACGCCGUCGGCAGCCGAACGAGUCGCGACGUCCGGUUUGAAACCGCCCGGUUUUUCCUCGUCUUCCCCGGGCGGCUCAGCCCUCCGUCCCCCGCAGACACGCGUUGUCAAACACUCAGUGCCACAUUCUGCGUCAAAAACGAUAGCAACGAAAACUUCCUCUCCUUUAACAGGUGUCCAAGCGGCUGAUCAAUGGAUUGUCCGGCGUGAACUUACCAGCUAG
Hydatigera taeniaeformis is the source of this 5217-nucleotide messenger RNA. The record is from the annotation of a GenBank genome assembly. Lineage: Eukaryota; Metazoa; Platyhelminthes; Cestoda; Cyclophyllidea; Taeniidae.